CGCAGCAGAGCCCUGCGCCCAGCCUGUGCUGCAGAACUGCACGCUGGUGAUGGAAGAGAGCUGCUGUGCUGCUGGCUUAUGCAGGGCAGAAGGCGUUGGUGCUGAUACAAGAAGGAUGUGCUGGGGGGGGAUGCCUAGCAGUGAGUGCAGGGCAAGUGUGCUGGGGAGCAGCAGCAGUGCUGGGCAGAGGUCCCUUCCAACAUAACCCAUUCCAUGAUUCUAUCAUCUGUGAGUUUGGGAGGGAGGAAAACAGGCUGGUGGCAAUGCUGAGAUACUGAAGGGAGAAUCCCAGUGGAGUGGGUGCCAUGGGAGUGUGGUGAUCUGUGCCCUGUGUUGUGAUACAGCUUGGCAGUGUGGCAAUUCGGGCCCUGCUGAAGCCAUGGGACUUUUUUGUGCCAUUCCUACCAGGCUUGCUCAAAGAACAUUUUCUGUGCUGUGUCAGCCCAGUGACAGGUCAUUUCUGUGCUAGGUGUCAUCACCAUCACCCCUUGAGGUUGCUGUGGUCAGAUUGGCUUACUGGAAUUUCAGCAGGUUGGAGAAGAUGCUCAUCAGCACGCCAUGGUCUGACCGCACCAUUCAGGUUCACUGAGCUUGUAGCUCUGCACGGUGCAGAGGCAGAUGUUCACCACGAAGAUGAGCGGGGAUGGCUGUGCUGUGGUGCAACCAACCCCUGGCCAGGGCUCCCCAUGGCUCUCCUCAUUGGAGCUCCUUUUAGACACAGAGGUUUCAACCCGUGGUUUGUUGUCCUGAGGUGCAGCUUCCCUUUGCCAACAGAGGUGUUUGAAAGAAUGAGAAGUAGAGGUCAUUCCCAAGCGGACACUGAUGGCAGACAUAGAACUGUCCGAGCGACAGCAGCCAUGGGCACCGUGGCCAGGCAAUCCAGUUGAUUUAAUGCCCAGAAGGGAUCCCACAUUUAAAAAGGGACAUUACACUCAGUCAUGGUUGUGCAGUGUAGAGAAGCAAAUAUUCCCAUUUUGUACCUCCUGCCAAGUGACAUGCCUGAUUUAUUGGUGGAAAGACGUCUGACUUGGCUAAUUUGUUUGCUUACCCUUACUAAAUGAUGCCUGGGGAAGCCGUACCUUCAAUGCACCUUCCGAGUCCAUCUCAGUGUCCAGAUUAAACACCAGAAAUACCAGAUUGCAAAUGAGCUAAGAACCCUCCUUGGCGCACAAUGUUAUGAAGAAACAUUCUGGGAAUUCCUCAGGUACCAUCAUUUUCACUUGUAAGUAAAUAUGUGGUUUAUUUUCUGGGCUUCCAGGAAAACAGGGGCAUCUCUGCCCCCACGGCUCCCCAAAAACACACUUUGCAUUGCCAUCACAUGCUCCUUGGUGCGGGCUGCAGGCACUGGGCAGGGUAGUUGCAUUGUUGCACAUCCUGCUCCUCCCUUUGCAUAAAAGGUGUUCAAAAUGCGACGUGAGCUUUACUCCUGGGGCUGCAUCUUGGAGUUAAUGCAGGUUUAUGGUCACAAACAGCGACUCCUGGUGUGGGAGGGUAACUCACUGUACUGGCUGAUGUGUGCCUGCUGGUAUUGUGGAGGGACUCGGUGUGCCCGUGCACCCAACUGGCCUAAGAAAGGCCUUAAAAAGACUUUAUGGAGGCGAUGCUGAUCCUGCAGUGGUGACAGAGCGCUCUGGUUGCUACAGCACAGCGUGCGACCGCAGCGCGGUGUUCUGGCGGCCAGGAGCUGCACAACGCAUCAAAAACAGGAUGUGGGCGAUCACAGCUCUGCAGCGGGCUGGGGGCCGGGGGCUGGGGGGGGAGGAGCACGGGCAAACUGGAGAGCGGAGGGAAUGAGCGCUGUUCGCAGCGGCACUGCUCCGUGCGAGCGGCAGCACACAGCGCUCAGGGCAGCCCCAGGUGUGCGAGGAGAAUCACAGAACCACAGACCAUCUCGAGUUGGAAGGGACCCACAAGGAGUCCAUCGAGUCCAACCCCUGGCCCCUCAUAGGACCACUGAAAACCGAAACCCCGUGGCUGAGAGCGGUGUCCCAGCUCUCCCUGAGCCCCGCAGCGCUGUGCUGUGCCCGCUGCCUUGAGUAGCUGCGCCGUGCCCACCGCCCUCUGGGGGAGAGCCAUAGAACCACAGCCCGGUUGGCUCGGAAGGGACCCCCAGCCCCCCAGCCCGUCCCCUGCUGCAGGCUGGUUGUCACCAGCAGCUCGGGGCCCAGAUGGGAUGCCUGCCUUGUGUGGGGUUUGUGCUUGGCUCUCUCGGGCUGUACUUUCUGUAGCUGAAGGGUUUUUUUUUUGUUUUUUUUUUUGUUUUGUUUUGUUUUUGUUUUAUUUUUGCUUUUUUUUCCCAAAGCCAUGAGAUGUGUUCUGGCUUCUGCACAGAUUAUGGUGGAAAACUAUUCUGGCUUUGAAGCUGUGUUACCUUGCAACUGCUCUCCCCCUGCAGACUGGAGACCUGGCCCUGGAAGCCAUGGGCAUACAUGAGGUUUCUGCACUUCCCUGUCUCAGCCUUGGGUUUCUGCCUGCCCCUGGUUCUGUUCUGCUCGAAGGCAGUUCUUGUUUCAGUGGCUGAUCUCUGCCCGUGUUCCAGGGUUGGCUGUGCUUCUUCUCCCUUCUGUGUGUGCUUUUGCCCAGGUGAGUUCUGCUUUCGCCCAGUAUUUCUGUUCUGUGCAGCUGCUUUAGAGGCUUCUGUGCAAAGCAGCUGGAGGCAGCCAGCUCUCAUGGCACCAAGGGGGUUAUGGAGUGCAGUUACCUGGGGUGCAAGUGGUGAGCACACCUUGCACAUCCACAAAGCUGGGAAUUGCCUUUGGUCAGUACCAUUCCAUUCCAGCCACAAUUCAGGUGAGACAGACCUGGAACUUCAUGCCUACCGCACAGCCCCAUUACAUCCACAGUUGUGCAGCUCUGUGCCUUUCAGACUGGGCAGCAUUAAGUUGCAGCAGCAGUCAAGGAGGCCCGAUGGCCUCGGCUCACUGCUCCUGGAACAAGGGCAGGAGCAGCACUGCCUUGCCCUGGCCCAAGGCUGCAGCACCCACUACAGCCGAGCUGUGUGACUGUGGGAGCACAAGGAGCCCUGUGAACACCUCAUGGAAUGGCUGCUCAGUAUUGCUGAGAUGGAGUUGCUGUGGCUAUAAUGAGGCUCUCCUAUGUUUGCCUUCCUGCUGUCUGCACUCACAGUGCUACCUGCGAAAUGUGAGGGGAGGGACUUCUGGAAUGGAAACGUCCUGCUUUAAAGGUCACUCGGGAAGUGCUUCAGAAGAGAUUCGUGCAAAUAGUGCUAUGACCACGAGGUGCUAAUUGGGAAUGGUGCCUCUGGGUGAGGACGGAGUGUGCCACCAAUAGAUGGCACCAGGCUGUGUUUCAGGGCUUCUACAGCGCCGUGGCCACCAGAGGGAAGCUCUGGGGACGGGACCUGGCCAACGAGGAGCGGCAUUCAGGGUCCUUUGGAUUAGUUUGGGGCUAUCGCCAGUAGCUCAGAAGAACAGAAAUAGUCUCUCCGCUCCGCAGCCUGUGAUGCACACCUCUUGAUGGCACCUGCAGCAGUUUCCCACCAUCUGCACCCUUUUUUCUUGGACUCAUUUUUUCAAACAAAAGAUCAAUGUUAGGAAUCAAUUGCACCAACCCCACUUACAGCGCCAGUGGAAGUUGUUGAGUUAAAGAUGCAAACUCACGGCUGAACUAAAACAGUCACAGGGCUUUGGCUCUGCUUUUAAUCAAGGUCUGACCUCAACAAGAGGAUUUCCAAAUCCCAGAGCCCAAAGAUGUCAGAAAUGUUGCAUUGUAUGAAUACAAAAAAGUCGUUCAGAGCAGGAGAUUACAUCCUUAUGUAAACCUGGCUCUGGUCGGCAGGGCAGGGUUCAGCUGUGGUCAGGAAAGGGCCGGCUGCUCGCGCAGCCCUCACACGCCGUCUGGCUGGAAGGUCCGGCCGGCAGCUCCUACGUGCACAUUUAUCUCAUGCCUUCCCCUUCCGUAUUCCUUCGGGGAGCAUUUCUGCAGCCCACAGGUGCCUUUUCACGGGGCGGCCGCUGGGCAUCCCCCGGGGUGUGAUGCGAUGCGAUGUGAUGUCAGUGCCGUCGCUCCGUGCCGAUGGUACCAAUGUGGCUCCGGCGCACCGGGGCUGCGCGGGGCAGAGCUGGGGCCGCGCUAAGCCGGUUAUGGGGCUGCGACGGGGCGGUCACCCUCUGCGGAUUAGGGGGCGAGAACAGUCGGUGCUCCCGCUGCAGGGGAAGGCACAAAGGGCCAUUGUGCGGGAAGACAAAAUCUCUGUGUGUGACCGCGGCUGACACGUUAGAGCCCCGCUCCGCGCGCCAGCACAAAAGCCGCCUUGCUUCAUAUUGUUUGUUUAUGUAAAUGGCAGCGGGCAUUUAACCGUGCGGCCGGGCAGCCCGCGUGGUGGGUGAGACGCUGAUUGGGCCCCGCGGUGCCACGGCCAAACCCCGCGCUGUCACCGCCGGGGCUGAGCAGGGCCGGCUGCCCGCACACGCGGCCCAGCGCCGGGCGCUCAGCAUGAGCGAGAACGUGCCCUCGGUGCCCGGCCUGCCCGCGUGCAACGGGACUGCGGCCCCCCAGGAGGGCCUGCCGCUGGCUGACGGCAUCACCAAUGGCAUCACCGGAGCCGUGGCGACCGUGCCCUGCGUGGAGGCAGGUGUGCAGCCCGGCACUCUGCUGGCAAAAGGAAAUGUGGAGGAAAGCGGGAACUCGUUGGCGGAGGAUGUAGCACACGGGGACUGUGAUGGAGAGGAGCGAUGCGGAGAAAAGCAAGAGGAGAACAUUGCCACGCUGCAGGAGGGAGCAGCUGAGCCCCAGGAUACAGCUGAGCCCCAGGACAUGGGAGCCUGCAGGCAGGAGCUGGAGGAAGGGCAGCGGGUGCCGGGCACAGCAGGCAGUCCUGGUGGGGAGGAUGCAGUGACCCCCACGGACAGCACCGAGCAGAGAGGGAAUGACGCCACGGAGGAAGAAGAGGAGGAGGAAGAGGAGGAGGAGGAGGACACCGAGGAGGACGAGGUGCAGGUGAUAGAGGUGCCGAAGGGGAGCGGCGCGGUCCCCCAGCAGCAGGAGGGCAGCAUGGAGAUGUCCCCCCCUGGCAGCCCUGCCUGCAACACGCCGGCAGAGAGGGCUGGGGAGCAGCUGGGGCUGGGGAAGAAGAACGACAUCUCCAGGCACAGCUACUCCCGGUACAACACCAUCUCCUACAGGAAGAUCAGGAAAGGAAACACCAAACAAAGAAUCGAUGAAUUUGAAUCCAUGAUGCACUUAUAAACCGAGGUGGGGAAUCUCUUAAUGUGCCCGAGAGCUCGCGCUGGUUCUGGUUUUGUUUGUCUCCCAAGACACGGCCUUCACACAGCAUGGAUUCACCCCUGCUUCCUUUUUGUAUGUGAUUUCCCAAAUACCUUCCCUUCGACAGCAGGUGGGGCAUCCAUAGGAUGGGGAACGAUCGGUUUGCUGAAGGUGUAACAUCAAUUCACUUCAAGUUCACCUGUUUCUUUUCUCUCUAUUGUUCAUACCCACACUCACACAGCAGCGUGCCCUGAGCAACUGCAGUCCUCGUGCUGCUGGGGUGGUUGGGGCCACGCAGCCCAGCCUUACUGAGCACAGCCCAACCCAGCCCCAUGCAGCUCUGGAUCAGUCCAGUACUCCCAGCACCACAGCUGUGUUCUCCACAUGCUGCCAUUUUGCACUGUGGCUGCAUUUCUUAACAUUUCUUCUCAAUUUUCAAACUAAGUUUAGAUGCAAAAUUUUAAUUUUUUUUUUUUUUUUCUUUUAGACAAAGCAGAUUUCAAGGGUAAUUUUUUUUUUGCCACCUGAACACAGCCUUUUCCCUUUCUCCAUUUUAAAGCUCUCUUGUAUAACCACAGUGCUGUGGAUGUGGUCUCUUUCAAACUAUUUUAUGGAAAGCUUUGUCUUGAGUUGGGACCGAGCUUUGCAGACAUCAACCCAGAAAGGACUGGGGAUGCUCUGGGAAAGGAGAGGUGGUCUGAGCAGGGUUGGACUGUGACUCCCACCCCAGCACUCCCCUUCAGCCACCACUGCUUUUUUAAUUCUCAGUUUUACGUUAUUUCCAGCAGCACUGAGUAUUGCUUUGACUUUUUUUGUUCCACAGAAAGGCAAUUAUUUAUUGGCAACGUCAAAAUAAUA
Messenger RNA from Phasianus colchicus (ring-necked pheasant), 6084 nucleotides. RefSeq names its product ermin (gene ERMN). The record is from RefSeq and is a predicted model, not a curated record. Gene Ontology annotation, molecular function: actin filament binding. Lineage: Eukaryota; Metazoa; Chordata; Aves; Galliformes; Phasianidae. Gene Ontology annotation, biological process: morphogenesis of a branching structure; actin filament organization; regulation of cell projection organization. Gene Ontology annotation, cellular component: extracellular exosome; neuronal cell body; paranode region of axon.